Molecule: messenger RNA, 1061 nt
Organism: Dothidotthia symphoricarpi CBS 119687
Lineage: Eukaryota; Fungi; Ascomycota; Dothideomycetes; Pleosporales; Dothidotthiaceae
Exons: 2
Coding region: 112-768 (218 amino acids)
Source: RefSeq, a predicted model, not a curated record
AACACAUCGCACAAGGCAACAACAAGAUACGCUUUAAACACUACCGAAGCCCUCAUUUCGCACUCAAUCUUCUCGUUACUCCUACACCACGCUUCCACCAACUCUCCCACAAUGCCACCUAUUACCAUCCACAGAGAUGCUCCUAUAGCUCCCGUCGUCGCCGCGAAAGCCGAUGGCGUGACACCGCAGACGGCCACAGAUAACCAAGCGCCAACCCGAACAACACCCGCCUACGCCCCCGCAACAACAACAGCGUCUUCCUCAGACCCUCCUGCACCCCAGCCAGGCGCGCGUCCACUUCCACCUACCGCCACUGCACAAGCAACGUCUCCACCGGCUCCCCAGCCAAGCUACACUGCACAUCACAUCACGACCGAGACGCGACAAACCGGCCCACCGCCGCAGUUCACACAGCCUCCGCCGACGGAUUCGCAGCUAUCAGGGCGAUCGACCGUGACAAGCACGACGGCGAGCAAGCCUGGACCCACGACGUUGAACUUAGGGCCUGUGGCGUCGCCGUUUCAGAGUGCUGAUACGGGUGGGCCUGCGCCAACGAGGACGAGUCUGGAGCAUCCGUCGGGUUAUACGCAAGCGCCCGACAAUGCACCAUUCACAAGUGGAGGGGGGAUUGGGGAACAGGCACACCAAAGUGAGAACAGCACUGCGGAAGGUGGGGUAGGUGCGACGGCCUGGAACAUGUUGGCCAAGGCGGGAGAGGCCCUGAAAAAGGGGGAGGAAGCUGCCUGGAAAGCUGUCAGGAACAAGUGAUGGCCGACUCCGUUAGAUUACCCGACCAGGACGGGUUAUUGUUGCAAAAUGGAUAUAUAUAGAUAGCCAAUGAACAUCACAGACAUUACAUGUAGAGCAUAAAACAAUGUUGUGAAGGAACUGCAAAGGCAUUCUUGACCACUAUAUUUCCCAGGCACCAAGCAAUGUAACAAGACGAUACAGCUAGGAAAGGCUAAAUUGACAAAGCAGUGCAAGCCGGAUAUGUUGUGUAGUACACGUCGCUGAAAAAGAAGAAAAGUCGCUGGCAGAGUAAAGUACAGGGUGUAUUACCA